AUGAAGCUCAACUCAGUUGUAGCAUGGCGGCCUCUUUUCAUCUUCAUCCUUCUAACAAUUGGAGUUUUGCUGCUUCCCAGUAUAGCAAUCACGUGGUGGUAUAAGGUCAUUCAACAUAUGAAAUUCAAGGUUGAUGAUAAUGCUCACACUUUUCGACUUGGAUUGCUUUCUAAAAUUGACAAUACUGCUAAAUUGCUGCAUCCAAUAAACUCAUCUGCAACAAAUUUGUCUAGAAUUCUCAGUUCAUCCCUCAAUGGAACUGAUCUCUCGCGGUUUGACAUCAAUCUUAAGGUAGCUCCAAUAUUAUUUCAAGCAUUUUCAACAAUUCCACACGUACUGCAAGUAUCAUAUAUUGGAUUAGAAGGCUCAUUAUUCGCUUAUUAUCGCGAUAACGAUAAGAUUUUUGCUAUGUAUUCUUCCAAGUCAAAUGAGUCUAUGAAAUACAUUUGGUAUAAGCAACUGGCAGACGAAGACACAGGAAAACUGUACGGAGAUGCCAUCGAAUGUCAGUUUUAUAUCAUGGUUAAUGCAAGUUGGAUUCAAGAAGCCUUAAAUAGCGCUAAUGGGUAUGCUUCAAUAGGAAAUCAAUGGAGCAGCGGUCAAGACCUUUUAUUCCUUAAUUCUUUUAGUAUACAUGGAAAAGGGGUUCUCUCUUUAGGGUUAUCAGUUAAAGAAUUGAUUAAUUUCUUUCAUGGUAUCGAUCUUUUGGAUGGGAGCUUGUUCUUGGCUACACAACGUGGAGAUGUGCUUAAAGAUGGUCUACCAGACACUCAAAUGGUGGUAACUGGAAAAUCAGUUUCUUUCAACUUAAAGAAAUCAAGUGGUGACCAAACAGAUAAUGUUGGAGUUGUUUCAUGCAUGGCUAACAGUAGCAUGCGAAGACCUUCCGUCUUGAGAAUUGGAGAAACAAAGUAUAGGAUUUACUGUUCUCCGCUCGAAAUUAUGGGAGUCCAAUCGGUAUAUGCAUUGGCUUUCCCAUACUAUGGAUUAAUGGCUGCCGUCCACAGGAGUACAAAAAUUGCUCUCAUUCUAUUGAUGGUAAUGAUCGUUGCAGUCUUCAUUUCUAUUCUUAGUUUUGUGUUGUUAAUGGUUAGGGCUGCAACUAGAGAGAUACACCUGUGUUCUGCAUUAAUAAAACAAAUGGAAGCAACUCAACAAGCAGAGAGGAAGAGUAUGAACAAAAGUCUUAUAUUUGCUAGCGCGAGCCACGAUAUUCGUGCUGCUCUAGCAGGCAUUACUGGGUUGAUACAGAUCAGCUAUGAAGAAGUGUCUCCAGGUUCUGAUUUAGAGAUGAAUUUACAACAAAUGGAUGACUGUGCAAAAGACCUAGUAGGUUUAUUGAACUCUAUUCUCGAUACAAGCAAAAUUGAAGCUGGAAAGAUGCAAGUCGAAUCGGAAGAAUUUGAUUUAGCCAACCUUAUUGAAGAUGCAGUUGAUUUGUUUCAUCCUGUUGGUAUGAGAAAAGGAGUAGAAGUUGUUUUGGAUCCAUGUGAUGGAUCUCUUACUAGAUUUUCUCGCGUAAAAGGUGAUAGGGGAAAGCUGAAGCAGGUUCUCUGUAAUUUACUUAGCAAUGCUGUUAAGUAUACUUCUGAAGGGCAUGUAACAGUUCGAGCAUGGGCACAAAAACCCAGUUUAGAGAAUAAGAUAAUUGCUUCUAAUAGGAGUGGUUCGUGGAAAUAUUGUUUUGGCUGGUUUACUGAGAACAAAGAAAGUAAUAAUGACGUAGAAGAAAUGAAUUCAGUGAAGAAAAAUCCAAACUGUUUAGAGUUUCUGUUUGAGGUAGACGAUACAGGUAAAGGAAUUCCUAAAGAGAAGCAAAAAUCAGUCUUUGAAAAUUUUGUUCAGGUUAAAGAAACAGCUUUUGGGCAAGAAGGCACCGGCUUAGGGCUUGGCAUUGUUCAGUCUUUGGUUCGUUUAAUGGGUGGAGAGAUAGCAAUUAUUGAUAAAGAGAAUAAUAAAAAGGGAACUUGCUUCAGGUUCAAUAUUUUUCUUAUUACAACAGCUGGGAGCACUUCUUUGGCUAGCAACACAAGGGGUGACAUUGAAAUAAGAAAUAUUUCCGUAUCUGACAGCACAAAUCAAGAUUUAGGGCUAACUGUUAGAGCUCUUGCUCCUAGCCUACCUAUCCGCAAUUCUAGUCCUCGAUUAUCCAUUCUCGGUUCUAGUCCCAGGAGUGAUGAAUCUCAUGUUGUUCUCUUGAUUCAAAAUGCAGAGAGGCAAAAGAUUGUGCAGAAAUUUAUGGAGAGGUUAGGGAUAAAAGUAUCAGCUGUAAAUAAAUGGAAAAGCCUUCAUUCUACUCUGACAAAGAUAAAACAGAAGCAGAAUGUUUCGCCUUACAGCUCUUCAGGAAAAUCAGAUUCUGGUUCGAGGAGUGAAAUUUCUAGCAGUAGACGGAAAGAUAUUCCUCUAAGUGCUCUGGAUGGGAUGGAACAAGGACUGCCUUCUAAUAGAAGUAGAAGCAUUAUUGUUAGAGGUGCUUCAAGCUUUAUAUUGCUUGUGAUAGAUGCUACUGCAGGACCAUUUCAACAACUCUUUGCAGCUGUAACUGAAUUUAAAAGAGGACUUCACCGAGCUUCUUGCAAAGUUGUUUGGUUAGAUAAGCCAACUAUGCGGAACAUAAACCCCGAAGGCCUUGAAGAUGAUGACAUUUUGCUAAAACCAUUUCAUGGCUCUCGCUUGUUUCGGGUAAUUAGACUUCUACCUGAAUUUGGGGGUAAUUUGCAAAAUGGGGUUUCAUCAGCUAAACCUGAGAAAGAACGUAGCAUUAGACGUGAAAAAGCUGUUGAAAAUCCUGCACCGUCAUCUGCAACGCAUUCACAUAGCCAAAAAGAAGCAGUGAUUCCCCUGUCUACUGGAAAAUCACCCUGCAAAGGGAACAUGGCUGCUGAAGGUAGCUCAAGGAGAGAGAAACACAAGAAAUCGAAGUAUUUAGUCGGAUCCUCAGAGAUAGAAGAAGAAUACAGUAACCAAAGCAGCAGCGACAAAGCCUUAUGUGGAUUAAGAUUCUUGGUUGCUGAAGAUAAUCCAUUCUUACGCAAGAUAGCCAUGACUAAUCUUUCGCGGCUUGGUGCAUCUGUUGAGCUCUGUCAAAAUGGAGAGGAAGCUGUGGAGCUAGUCAUUAUCGGUUUACAAGGCCAAAGGAGAAAUACAACUUACUCCAUGCCUCCAUAUGAUUAUAUAUUAAUGGACUGUGAGAUGCCAAUGAUGAACGGGUAUGAAGCAACGAGACAAAUAAGAAAGGAGGAGGCGUCUUAUGACAUUCAUAUUCCCAUUAUAGCAUUAACAGCACAUACUUCAGGUGAUGAAGGCAAGAAGGCUAAGGAUGCCGGAAUGGACUUUUGUCUGCACAAACCGCUAGAGAGGGAACCUUUGCUUGAAGCCAUUAGAUGCAUAAAUAACAAAUAAAGACAUCCUUUGGCGCAUAUUACUAUUAUAUCUGUUUUGUAUUCAUUCAUUCAUUUAUCUAUUUUUGCUUCUUUUUGCAUAUGCUAGCUAUAGGAGUAGUCUUUAGUUAAAAAACAUCUAUACACAGUAAUCUUUUGUAGAAGUUUUGUAGUAUAGCAUAUGCAACUAGUAUAUGCUACUUUAUGCAAGUUUUUCCCUCAAUUCAAGUCCAUUAAUUGAAUAGGUAAAACUUGCUGAUUUCUAGAAGGAU
This is a messenger RNA of Jatropha curcas, 3655 nucleotides long. The record is from RefSeq and is a predicted model, not a curated record. NCBI's taxonomy places the organism in Eukaryota, Viridiplantae, Streptophyta, Magnoliopsida, Malpighiales, Euphorbiaceae.